Sapajus apella (tufted capuchin) is the source of this 2832-nucleotide messenger RNA. It is a transcript of the gene BTC, whose product is annotated as betacellulin. The record is from RefSeq and is a predicted model, not a curated record. Gene Ontology annotation, biological process: positive regulation of cell population proliferation; positive regulation of mitotic nuclear division; epidermal growth factor receptor signaling pathway. Bases 384 to 920 code for a protein of 178 amino acids. NCBI's taxonomy places the organism in Eukaryota, Metazoa, Chordata, Mammalia, Primates, Cebidae. The transcript has 6 exons.
ACAGUCAGGUGCGACCCAGCAGGGGGAGUGGUGAGCUGGUCCGAGGGCAGUCCGAAUAUGUCCCUGGGUGUGGGGCAAUUUGGGUGGGAGCAGCGUGGAGGCUCCCAGGACCAAGUUCUGCGUCUCUUCGGCGGGGUGUGUGCAGGAGGAGCGGGGAUAAAUAGGAGGCUCCCUCCUCCCGGCGACAUUCACCGAGCCGGCGGGCCGCCCGCCCUGGGUGUUUCCCUGCCCUGUAGCCAGGGUGCCAGCCUGGGAACUAGUUUCGUUUCCUUCUGGCUCUGGGAUUAGUUUCCAGGCACCCUCUCUGGCGCCCGAGGCCCUGGAAGGGGUCGAAGAAGGAGGGAGACUUAUCUAGGGGCUGCUGGCCCCGCAGAGCGGGGUUGAUGGACCCGGCCGCCCCGGGUAGCGGCGCCAGCUCCCUGCCACUGCUCCUGGCCCUUGCCCUGGGUCUAGUGAUCCUCCACUGUGUGGUGGCAGAUGGGAAUUCCACCGGAAGUCCUGAAACUAAUGGCCUCCUCUGUGGAGAUCCCAAGGAAAACUGUGCAGCUACCACUACACAAUCAAAGCGGAAAGGCCACUUCUCUAGGUGUCCCAAGCAAUACAAGCAUUACUGCAUCAAAGGGAGAUGCCGCUUCGUGGUGGCCGAGCAGACGCCCUCCUGUGUCUGUGAUGAAGGCUACCUUGGAGCAAGGUGUGAAAGAGUUGACUUGUUUUACCUAAGAGGAGACAGAGGACAGAUUCUGGUGAUUUGUUUGAUAGCAGUUAUGGUAGUUUUUAUUAUUUUGGUUGUUGGUGUCUGCACGUGCUGUCAUCCUCUUCGAAAACAUCGUAAAAGAAAGAGGAAAGAAGAAGAAAUGGAAACUCUGGGUAAAGAUGUAACUCCUAUCAAUGAAGAUAUUGAAGAGACAAAUAUUGCUUAAUAGGCUAUGAAGUUACCUCCAGGCUGGUGGCAAGCUGCAAAAUGCCUUGCUAUUUGAAAAUGGACAGAAUGUGUCUCAGGAAAAUAACUAGUAGAUAUGAAUUUUAAAUAAUGUAUUUACUUUUUAUUUGCAACUUUAGUUUGUGUUGUUUAUUAUUGUUUUUAAAUAACAAAGGCAUUAAUUGUAUAUUGUCUAGUAAUUAGGGAAAAAAGCAAAUGGUUAGGUAGCAACAAUAGAAGGAAAAUUUCAAUAAACUUUCACGUAAGUAUUGUCACCAGGAUUACUAUUCAAACAAAACAGAAAAGUAGAAAGGAGGUUAGGUCUUAGGAAUUGAAUUAAUAAUAAAGCUACCAUUUACCCAGCAUUUACAAUGUGCUAAUAAGUUUGAAAUACAUUAUUUCAUUUAAUCCUUUUAGCAAUCCAUGAGAUAGAUAUUAUAAUCUCACUUCCUGCAUAUGAAAAUAGGGCCAAAGAAGUCAAGUCAAAUAAUCUAAUCCAGAUUUAGGGAGUUGGGGAUGGGUGGAGAUGGAAUAGAAAUCAAGAUUUAUCUAAAUCAAAAUCUGUGUUCUUAACCAUCAUUUUUGUUAAUCUGAAUUGGUGCAACCUAACUCAAAUACUGUAACCCAAGAUUUUAUACUGAACUGUGCUUUGCUGUGAUUGUGAGAUGUCAAGGCCACCUUCCUGCAGGCACACAGAAUGAGAAACCCUGGCCUAUAUUGCUGUUACCAUCAUGCUUUCUAUAGAAUUGACUUUUAUUAUGUUUCUUUGCUCCUUUAUCAAUUCUCAAUAAUGACUACAUUUUUACAUUAUUAAAGCAGACAGAUUGGCCCCAUAACUGGGGAAAUGAAUAGAGAUGGAAAAGUAAAUGCUUGGCAUUCUUUAAGCCCUGGGUGUUUAUGCUCAAUAAAAUAUAAAUAAUAUUACUGAAACAGGCUGUUUAUGCCAGAGUAAUGGUCAGUGACAACACUGGAAAGCCCAGGUAGGAACUGGUUGUGACCACAUCCUCAUCUGUGUUCUUCUUGAUGACAGCAUAUAUGAUUGCUCUCAGGUAAAUUUUGAUGUAGUGAAUUCAUGACCAUAACAUCUAUUACUCGGGACCAUCUUGGCAAGUUCUCCUUUACUCCAUGGUAUAUUUAAUAAACAGUGCUUUAAACCUGGAAAAGUAAAAUGUACAUUUAGUCAAUAUUUCAUAGAAUAUUAAACCUUUUGCAUUGAUUAGGUGGGUCACUUACAAAAAUCAAUGGAAGACGCCUCCCAAAUUGUGUCUGUCAGGCAAGCAGCUUCUUUUUUAGAGUCUUUACAAAUUUUACUUUGCAAUGUAGAUUCCAUAGUGAAGUGGAGAAUUCAGACAAAUGCUGAAAUUGUAUAUCUCUCUCUAGCAUCCAUGGUGUUUUGAGUAAAGCUGGGGUUGUACUUAUAUAUAAUACAGAAAUAGCUCCCCUAUCCGUAAGAGCUAAGCCAAGCAAUUGAUAAUUUUCAAAAUAUAUUUUUUCUCCUUGUUUAAUGAUCAUACUUGAAAUCCAGCUGAUCUACCUUGUAUGUGCCUUAUUUUCAAAAGUCUCAUUUAAUCUCAUUCAUGCCCUUUCUCUUCUGUAAUCUUUUUUGAUACUAAAAUGGCUUGGAAUAAAUAUCCAUUAGAGCCUUUAAAAACACAAAACAAUGCCCUGAAUGUUUCUUUUUUCCUGGACUGACGUUGGCUGACCAAGAAAAUCUCUCAAAUCAUUUUGUUCUGCUCCUAAAAUGUCAGUGGUGGUUCUCGAAAUUUGGUAGGUCUGAUAUCAAGAAAGAAUUUCAAAGAUUUUUAUAUCUUUUCAAAAUGUAUUUUAUAGUUGCUUUGCAUACACAAGAUGACUUUGUUUAUGUAAACUGUCAAUAUUAUCCUGUAAUAAAAUAAAUUUAUUUUUAAAACAAA